Messenger RNA from Camponotus floridanus (Florida carpenter ant), 3711 nucleotides. RefSeq lists its product as uncharacterized. The transcript is spliced from 3 exons. The coding region runs from base 16 to 3684 and encodes 1222 amino acids. NCBI's taxonomy places the organism in Eukaryota, Metazoa, Arthropoda, Insecta, Hymenoptera, Formicidae. The record is from RefSeq and is a predicted model, not a curated record.
UCUGUAAUAACUGAUAUGGAAAAUUACGUGGUGGAAAGUCAUAAAGAAAAUGAUUUCCUUUCACAAUCCUACUCUCAAAGCAUCGAAAGGAUUACGGGAACUGAAGACCGCAUCUUUAAUUUUAAAAUACCAAAAAAGCUUCUGAAAGUCAGGGAAAAAGCUUGGAUUAAUUUAUUUGGCAAAUAUUCUGAAGAAAUGUCUGACGAUAUAGAACUAAAUGUUGAUACUUUAGAACCUGAUGAAGAGGAAAUAGAAAAACAAGUUUGUGAAGAAGAAUACAGCGAACAGCGAAUACCUAUGCGCAAACCCGCAACCUUAGUACAGUAUUGGGUAAAUACUGGUCAUCAACCUUAUAAUGCGCUUCUAGACGAGAAUGAUUUGUCUGAAGCUGGAUCAUCUUUAAGCGAAAAAGAGAUCAUACUUUCAUUAUCGUCAGUUUCAACUAUAAUCAAUGAAGGCAAUAAGCAGAAAUAUAAGAAUGAGUCAUCCUGUAGUUCUGUAAACACUGCAGCUUACAUUUUAUCAAAUGCAAAUAUUACAAAUAAGGUAGAUACUAUAGCUAUUAGACAGAGUGCAAAAUGUGGCAAAAAUAUUAAUUCAAAGAAUAUUUGUAAUAAAGAUGUAAAAGAAAAAGUUACAUCUGAUAAUAAGAUUCAAUGUAUGCAAAAUGAAAAUGCAAAAGUCACUUGUGUGAUAGAUAAUGACAAUGUUAAUACUAAUAUUCCAGAUAUUGAAUUGUAUUCAGUGUCAAAAGAUGUAGCAUCAAAAAUAUGUGAUCAACCAGUCACUAACAAAGUGACAUCUGAUAACACAAUAGAGACUAAUAUGUAUUUGCAAAAUUAUAAACAAAUUGAUAAGAAUGUGUUAAAUACUAAUCAAAGAAGUUUAGACACCGAAAUUACAGAUGAUACUGUUUGGCAGUUUAAUAAAACAUCAAAACAAUUGACUGAAAAUGAUGAAGACAACGCUUCAAAUCAUCAAGACAAAACGUUAGGAAAAGAUAAUUCUUAUGAAGAGAAAGAGUCAGAAAAUAUUGCGCAAGAAGUUACUACAAAAGAUAAAAAUCUAAUACCUUUUUAUCGUAAGAAAUUGUAUACAGGUAGAAAUUCCCCUAUAGAUUUAAUACAAAUUGAAAGGCAUAGUAUAAGUAGACUAUCUGGGACAAAGCAAAUUUUACAUCCAGCUUUAGAUUCUGAUUGUACGAUGAAAAGAGAAACAUUUUUAGUUCACAAAGACAAAAGUAAAAAUUUGUCUCCUUUUGGCGACAUCAAUCUUGAGUCUAGAAAGACGAAAAGAAAAAGAAGAAAAUCUUCUAUUUCUUAUAAAAAUAUUGAUACUAGUAAUGAAUUAUCAAAUAGAAUUAUAAAUUUUACUAUUGACAGUUCUUGUAAAAUUUCAGAUCACAACAAUUCAGAUAAACAAGAUGAUAUUUUGUUUUCCGAGUGCAAUAAUGCAAAUAUUUUUGUAAGAAAUGAAACGUGCAAACAAGAUUCAGCUUCCCUUAAUAUGAAUCCAGUAGUUCUUUUGGAACGAAAUACAUCUUUUGAACAACAUAAAUCCAAACCUGCGGAGAAUAAUUAUAUCAUGGAACAAAGUAAGGUACAUAAUGAUAGAUAUUUAAACAAUAAUAAGUUAUAUACUUCCAAAGUCGAAAAUGUAGAAUUAGAAACAGUAGAUAGUGACGACAGUACCAUUAUUGUUUGCCAAUGUAAAACAAAUACGCAACAUUCUAGUUUGUUUUCAAGAGAUAGUGAUUGUUCAUUUAAUUUAAAAUUAAGUACUGAACAUGACUUUUCCGCUUCAAAUACAGAAGAGAAAGAUGAUAAACUGUCAAGUUUGAAUAAUACUGAUCUCAGUCAGAACAAAGAAUCAUAUACUACUACAUUAGAAGAAUUAUCUCCACAUUUAUCAAUAAACGAGGAUUAUACAAAUGCUAGAUUCGGAGAAAUUAAAAUUAUAGUGGAACGAUUAUCAUCAUCAACAAUAAAAUCACAAAUUUCAAAUAAAGAUGAUAUUGUUCAAGAGAAUGUAUUAAAUGAAUCUAAAACAUUCUCUUCUAAUUCAUAUGAAGUAAAUAAAAUAGAUAACGUGAAAUUUCGAGAAAUUAAAAUUAUGUUGGAACGAUUACCAGAAUCGGUAAACAAUAAUUCUACAAAUACAAUUAUGAACACAAAAAUUUUGGAUAAAAAUAACAUCCCGCAAAAAGAGAUAUUAAACAAACUUAAUACACAUUCUCCUAAUUCACAUAGAAUAAACAAGACAGAUGUAAAGCUUCGAGAAGUUAAAAUUGUAUUAGAUCGAUUACCUCCAAAUUUAUGUUUUAAUGAUACAAAUGUUUUCGUUCAUAAAAACAUAAUUUCGGAAAAUACAAACUUGCAUAAUAAACGAAAACGUCGAAUUAAAAAAAUGUCUAAAACUUCGUGUAAAAAUAUAGAGGCGUCUACUCGAACAGUUGAUAAAGUUGAUAGUGGUUAUUCACUUAGAAUGCACACCAAAUCUGUGAAAUAUAAUAGUCCAAGCAUAAGUGAUACAUCGGAUAUUGUUUCAGAACAUCAAGUUUUCGACAAGAUAAAGUUUCCAAAUCAAUAUGAAAAUGAUAAUAAAGCGAGACAGAGUGAUAGUAAAUAUUCAAUUUUAAAUUUCUUGUCAUCGGAUGAAGAUGAUUUUGUUCAGUUGAUACAACAUCCCAAGAAAAAAUUAAAAUUUUCAAUAAAUGAGAAGUUACUAAGUGAGACAAACAUCACUGAAAAUAAUUCGUGUAACAACGACCAAUAUCAUUGUAAUAGAAACUUAAGGACAAUAAUAUUUUCUUCAAAAAAGCCUAAAAAAACAAGAAAAGCUUUUGAAUCAAUCAAUGAUAGAAAAAGAUCAAGUGAGAUAAAAUCUUCCGAUAACACAACCACUUCCUUAAAGAUGAGUAAAAAUGGAAAAUUUUUGUUUACCCCAAAUAAGAAUGACAAUGAUAAUGAAUCUAAGAAUUUGGAUAAAAAAGAGGAAAGAGCUUCUUCUUUAAAUUAUAAUAUAAACAAUAGUAAUGACAGACAUUCAAAUGCAACAGUGAAAAAAAACAGGAGAGAUUAUAAGGAUGAUACUCAUGGCAUAUUCUUCCAAACAAAAGGAUUUUAUUCAGACUCCUCAGAUUGUGAAGAAGUUAAUAGUUAUACUACAUCUACUCGUAAGAUGUUUAAAAAUUCUUUUCAUCAUAAAUCACAAUAUCAUAAGCAUGCUAAUUUUAAAGCAUAUAGUAAUAGUUUUAUUGGAAAAAGAUAUAGUAGAAGACAUUCAAGCUCAACAUCAAAUUCUUCUUUUGAAGAGCAUAAUGUUGCCAAUCGAAUACACGAUAUAAAGAUUGGAUUAGAAUCAAUCAGCAAAAAAACAAGAAGCAAACGAUUGCAUAAUGAGAAAUUUAAUGACACUAUUAAUUCAACAAUUAAUAAUACAGAAAAAAAUAUAUCUUCUUGUUUUAUAAAUGAUACAUCAGUAAAAGAUACAGCCAUGCGAAAAAAAUUAUUUUCAAGCAUUUCUCUUGAAAAAAAUACUUCUAACAAUUUAUCAAAAAAUAAACAAAUUUCUGACAAAUCUAAGAAUUCAGCAGAUAUUCAACAAGACGAUGUUAAAUCAACAAAAUUCUUAAUAUUUCAAACUAAAACUUAUUAUGACUCUGAUUCGAACGAAUCUUUAUAGUAUUUUUCAGAAAAUAUAUGUAAUAUA